This is a messenger RNA of Scylla paramamosain (green mud crab), 1338 nucleotides long. RefSeq names its product cell adhesion molecule 1-like. NCBI's taxonomy places the organism in Eukaryota, Metazoa, Arthropoda, Malacostraca, Decapoda, Portunidae. The transcript is spliced from 6 exons. The annotation marks the transcript as partial. The record is from RefSeq and is a predicted model, not a curated record.
CUUCACACGUGCCUAAUUCUUCUUACACAUCGUCUUGCAGGCUGCAGCGGAGGCGGCGCCGCGGCUCUCAAGUUAGAGUCAAUAACCGUCCCGGCCCACCAGGUGACGGGCAAGCCGGUGGAGCUGGACUGCAACUACGACCUUGAGGGGGACACGCUAUACUCCGUCACGUGGUAUAGAGACCAGGACGAGUUCUAUCGCUAUACCCCCGGGGACACCAACCCGGUGGAUAUCUUCGAGCUGCCCGGAGUGUCUGUGGAUACGUCGCUCAGUGACCAGAAGAAAGUGACGCUGAGGCCUGUCAGCUUGCUCUCGUCCGGCAAGUACCGCUGUGAGGUAUCCGCCGACGCACCUUCCUUCCACACGGAGUCCCAGACCGCCGAGAUGCUGGUGGUGGACCUGCCAGACCAGGUGCCAACCAUUACUGGGGGACGGUCCAAGUAUCACGUGGGGGACGAGGUGCACGUUAACUGCACCUCCUUGCGCUCUCGCCCCGCCGCCUCCCUCAUGUGGUACAUCAACGACAAUCAGGCCUCGACGCAGAACCUGGUGGAAUAUACGCCAGUAAAUGACACUGAUGGUCUUGAAACCUCCCGCCUUGGCCUUCGCUUCGUGGUGGGCGCGAGGCACUUCCCUUCAGGAGAGCUUCGUCUUAAAUGCACCGCCACCAUCGCCGCCGUCUACUGGCAGAGCUCCGAGGAGUCUGUGGAGGGGCAGCUGCAGCAGACCGGCUCAGUCUUGGAAAGUAAAGGUAUCUACGCAGGUGGGAGCAGCAGUAGCAGUACCCGCCACACGUGGGUCUCAUGCCUCCCUGCGUUCCUGCCCCAGGCCUUGCACCUGUUCAUUCACCUGUACAUUUCCUCGCACGCAAUCUUUGGUCAGUAAAAUAUUGGUCUCGACUACCUGAGCUUCGGCCCCGUGGCUAUUCCCUAAAGAAGUCAGGUCUUGCAGGGUGGCGACAGCAUACAGAAUGCCAGCGCUGCAGACCUCGUCCCUCAUCAGAUUGUGCUCAACAAAUCAGUGACAGCUCUGGCGGACAACCGCCUCCUACCACCCUCUUGAUAACCUUUUGCAAGAAUUUUUCACAUAACGUCUUUCGGUGUCACGAGAGUGGUGAGAGUUACUUGAUGAUAGCGUUGAGUUUUAUACAUAUUAUAGACUCGCCAGCGCCUUUGCUCAUGCCCUCCUUGUCAGGCGAGGUUGUGGAGCUGUUUCCUCCCACCCGUUCAUGUGCUCUCUCACACUCUCCUUCCUUGCUCAUCCCUUGCUGUUUCCUCUCCUUACUCUUACGUGCAACAGUGGUGGAAGCGCGAGGAAAGUGUUCAUAUCAGGUCUUAA